Labeo rohita (rohu) is the source of this 3657-nucleotide messenger RNA. RefSeq names its product POU class 3 homeobox 3b (gene pou3f3b). The transcript has 2 exons. Lineage: Eukaryota; Metazoa; Chordata; Actinopteri; Cypriniformes; Cyprinidae. The record is from RefSeq and is a predicted model, not a curated record. Gene Ontology annotation, cellular component: nucleus. The coding region runs from base 1416 to 2750 and encodes 444 amino acids. Gene Ontology annotation, biological process: brain development; regulation of transcription by RNA polymerase II. Gene Ontology annotation, molecular function: RNA polymerase II cis-regulatory region sequence-specific DNA binding; DNA-binding transcription factor activity, RNA polymerase II-specific.
AGUGAUGCAGUUACGAUGGUCAUUGCGUAAUUUAUAUUAAAUUGCUUAGCGAAGUUCUAAAAAAAUGGCAACCGAUAGGCUAGAAGAAAAAGUAUAUUUUAGACAUCCUUUUGUCAAUAAGAGUGAAAUCGUUGUAAACACAGAUUCCAUGGAGUCAGUGAGAUUUCGGGGCUUUACAAAAGACCUAUUCCGAAAUUUCAAUUACAACAAGAUCAGCUGUAUUUGUUAGAGGUCACUGUUCAUCACUCUUAUCUAAAUUCAAACCAAGGCUUGGGUUAUAGAACCAUGUGCUGUUAUUUUAUUAUGGCCCUGAGAAAUAGCCCACUAAGAGUCACACUGUCUUGUCAAUGAUUCACCAAAUAAUUUACCAAAACUAUGGGAAUUGUACUUAAAUGGGGAUUUAUUCAUAUAUUUCCACAUUCUUUAGAGUUUUCAGUCAUUUAUCUUGAUUUAUUUAUUUAAAUUCAAAAGCAACCAAUUGGAAUAGCCGGAAGGGGGGUCUAAGUGCCUGAAGCGAGUUCUCUAGACCUGUCAAUCUCGCCGGUGCUAUCCAAUCAACGAGAGCCGUACACCCGACUUCCUUGCAUUUGGGGAAAAGACGUGGACGAUGUACGCAGCACAGGGUAAACACUCGUGUGUCCUCGAGCUCUGAGGGAGGGACGGAGCUAACUGUCAGCGAGAGAGAGAGAAAGAGAGGGAGGGAGAGUGAGCGAGGGAGAGGAGAGAGAACAAGCGAAUGAGAAAGAAGGCAUGCAACACUGCUUUGCACUGUAAUACUGGAUUGUACUUCAACUGGAGCGGUUUGGCAGGUUUAAACACAUCAAAACAGAACAAAGAGACAGACUUUACAGCACCAUAAAAGAAUCUGCAAAAGAAAAGAAAUAAAGGGACGGAGCAAGUGAAAUCGCUGCGGCUAAAUAACAAAAGAAUUGAGGAAGAACCACGUUUAAUAUUUUUCCACUCGGUAACGGAACAUACGUUUGGACUUAUUAUUUUUAAGGGCAUAUUACAAGUUCUUCAAGCGCCAGAAGUUUCUUGCGGGACAAAGUUUUGAAACAAUUUUUUUUUUGUUUUUUUAUUUUUCUUUGUUUUCAGACUUUUCAUUUAAAAAAGAAAAUAUAGAUCGAAGGACUGUUUGACUUUCGGAGGGGUUUUCAACGCUUGACAUAAAAGUGGAAUUUAUCGUUUCAGUCAUUCAUAUGUUCGAAAUAUAUGAAUGCACAAAUUAUUCAAGAGACGGAUUUCGUCCUCUCGCCUACAAUAUCUUUCUCUUUGCUUUUUGUUGAUGGUGUUUGCCAAAACACAAGCCAGACUUUUAAAGUUUGAAUAAUUCAUGAGAUAUAAUUUGCCUGCAUUAAAAAAGUUUCUGCAAAAGGGAGGGGGUGAUCAGCAAACAUAUUCAUAAGGUUAGCGGAAUGGCCACAGCGGCUUCCAACCCUUAUCUACCCAGCAGUAGUAUAUUAUCGUCCGGCUCGAUCGUGCACUCGGACUCCGGAGGUGGGAUGCAGCAGGGUAGUGCUGCGGUAACCUCAGUGUCCGGUGGGUACAGAGGAGACCCAGCGGUUAAAAUGGUACAAAGCGAUUUCAUGCAGGGCGCAAUGGCAGCGAGCAACGGGGGACAUAUGCUGAGCCACGCUCACCAGUGGGUGACGUCCUUGCCUCACGCUGCAGCGGCGGCUGCAGCUGCCGCAGUGGCCGCAGCUGAAGCCGGAUCGCCUUGGUCGUCUAGUCCCGUUGGAAUGACAGGCAGCCCGCAGCAGCAGCAGGACGUGAAAAAUAACUCGGGGAGAGACGAUUUGCACUCUGGGACUGCGCUGCAUCACAGGCCCCCACAUUUAGGUCCCCACCAGACUCACGCGGGUGCCUGGGGUAGCACAACCGCUGCCCACAUCCCUUCUCUAACUGGGAGCCAGCAGCAGCAGCAGUCCCUCAUAUACUCGCAGCCUGGAGGCUUCACGGUGAACGGCAUGCUCAGUCCGCCGGGCAGCCAAAGCCUAGUACACCCGGGUCUGGUGCGUGGCGACACCCCGGAGCUCGAUCACAGCAGCCACCACCACCACCAUCACCACCAGCAUCAACACCACCAGCAAGCACACCACGGAGUGAACAGCCACGACCCGCACUCCGACGAGGACACGCCGACGUCGGACGACUUAGAGCACUUUGCCAAGCAGUUCAAACAGCGCCGGAUCAAACUGGGCUUCACGCAGGCGGACGUGGGCUUGGCGUUGGGCACCCUGUACGGGAACGUCUUCUCGCAGACCACAAUCUGUCGCUUCGAAGCGCUCCAGCUCAGCUUUAAGAACAUGUGCAAGCUGAAGCCGCUGCUUAACAAAUGGCUGGAGGAAGCAGACUCUUCCACGGGCAGCCCCACCAGCAUCGACAAGAUAGCGGCUCAGGGCAGAAAGCGCAAGAAGCGCACCUCCAUCGAAGUGAGCGUCAAAGGUGCGUUGGAGAGUCACUUCUUGAAAUGUCCCAAGCCUUCGGCCCAAGAGAUAACCAGUCUGGCGGACAACCUGCAGCUGGAGAAGGAGGUGGUGAGAGUUUGGUUUUGCAAUCGGAGACAGAAAGAGAAAAGGAUGACGCCCCCAGGAGUGCCGCAGACGCCGGAGGAUGUAUAUUCUCAGGUCGGCAAUGGACAUUUUUUAGUAGAUUACUUAAAAGAUGCAAGUUUAACUGGGCCGAGCGAACCGGGCGACCAGAGGGUGACAACUACAAGUUCGUUCCACCAGGUAAUAUUGGCGCAUUAACUUCAACUGAAAAAUAACAGAAAUUAGCAAUGAACAACAAAAUCUUUGCCCCCCUACCCUGUUAUACCAAUGUCUUGUUUGAGAGGCAAAAGACGCAGGCAAUUGUGUGUGUUGUUAUGGGACAUUAAACCUCAAACAAAGGGAUGAAAUUCAACUGAAACAAUGCGAAGAACAGUGGCAUCCACGAAGCUUCCAUCCAACUUGGCAGAGAAGACUGCAUGGUUUGAUAUUAUCCAAAAAUAUGGAAUGGAUUUUUUUUUCUUCUGGCCUUCCAAUCCUUACAAAAACAACAAAAGACUGCCCUCAGUUUCUGAUCUCUGAGAUCACAUCUUUUGAAUUUUUUUUAAUGUAAAGAACUGAAUCUUAUGUGGAUUUUUGAGGACAAAUUUAAAUCAAAGAUGACUUUUGAAAAGACUGAAUAUUCCGCAGCUGCACCUCUUUGAAAAUCUUCUGUGCGAACAUCCGUUGCCAAGUGGGCCAGAGCUGGUGCUGUGGAUGUUUUCAUGUGCUGCCAUUUCCAAGCAGUAUUCUUUGGUAGGUUUUAAUAAACAAGACUAUGUAAAGCCGGCAAUAUAGAUUCAUUAGAUCAGAUGCUGAUCGGAAUUAUUUACUUAAUAUUUUUCAUUAAAAUGCUUUGUUUUAAUAUUUUAUUCGGGAUACAUACGAACUAUUCCAAACAGUUAUUUAUUUCCCCCCAGACUUGUGUAAAAUGUUUUUUCCCUGUUUUUGUUGUUGACCUUAUUUGUUUUAAUUUUGUAUUCUCAUUUUUAAAAGAGCACAAAUCUACACGAGCUGACUUUGACAGUAGGUAAUAAGGGUAUAUUUUGAUGUGAUGAUUUGAUUGUAAUUUAAUUUCAGUAGUGAUUCCGUAAGAGAUGAUCGAGAACAAUAAAUUUGUUAGAAUGAA